Messenger RNA from Mesitornis unicolor (brown roatelo), 528 nucleotides. It is a transcript of the gene NDUFB10, whose product is annotated as NADH dehydrogenase (ubiquinone) 1 beta subcomplex, 10, 22kDa. NCBI's taxonomy places the organism in Eukaryota, Metazoa, Chordata, Aves, Mesitornithiformes, Mesitornithidae. Bases 1 to 528 code for a protein of 175 amino acids. The record is from RefSeq and is a predicted model, not a curated record. The transcript has 4 exons.
AUGCCGGAGGACAGCGACUGGGAGGCGUACAAGGUGCCACCGACGCGCACCCCGGUCUCCGAGAGGACCACGUCGUUGCCCAACCCGGUCAACAUCAUCCAGACCGUCUUUAACUAUGUCGUCGAUGCGCCCGUCACCUUCGUCCGAGAGUGGAUCGAGCGCCAGCAAUCCAAGAACAAGCACUACUAUUACCACCAGAAGUUUCGCCGUGUGCCUGACCUGAGCGAGUGCCUGGAGGGUGACUACCUCUGCUUCUUCGAGGCCGAAGCACAGUGGAGGAGGGACAGGAUGGUUGAUCAGGAAAUUGUGGAGAUCAUACGGGAAAGAUUCGGUGCGUGCAAGCAGAGGGAAGGACCCAACCACUUCCAGAACUGCGCCAAGGAGAUGGAGCUGCUGGCACAGGUCACCAAGGCCUACCAGGACCGAUAUGGUGAUCUGGGUGUCCAUGGAAAUGCAAGGACGUGCCUGAUGAAGCAGAAGCACAGGAUGAUGGAGGAGAGGAAGGCACAAGCAAAUGAGUCUCAGUAG